UUCGAUUAGGUCUAGGGAUUUCGUUACUUUUACACCGUUCCAUUCGGAUUGUUUGUUUUAUAGGUUUGAGGUUUUCCUUUUCCCGAUUUUUCUUGCUGGAUGUUGAGAUCUAGGGUUAACGUGAGGGUGACUUAAAGAGUUUUUGCUUUUUUUCCCUUUCUAUUUCCUUUUCUGUUUUUGGAAUUCCUUGAUUAAUUGAUCGUGAUUUGCUUUUAUAUUGCCUUUUUUGAUUAGUUUUUUAAUUUAAUUGUUGUUUAGCCUACCUAUAAAGUAUACGAAAAAUGGGACCUGAAUUCUCUUCUUUCCUUUGUGAUUUAAUUUGGAGACUUGGAUUGAUUCUAUUCUCUUGGGUAUGAGUGGGUGGGUAAAUGCUAGUUGUAUUGCUGUAUGGAAGAUUGAUGAAUUUAAAGUAUUCAUUUAUCACUCAAUUUCUGGUUAUGUUCGUUCUACUGAUGUAUGAUUCGAUCCUAUGGAUAGAAAAAUGGAAAAACACAUUUGAGUGGCUCAAACCUGAAACAAUUGAAUUCGAAAUUGUUGCUGGAUCUUAAUUCUGGAACUGUAAAAGCUUGAAUUGCAAUGUAUGUGAUCUGAUUUUCUUCCACUUUUCUUUGUGUUUGUCGGGUAGAGAAUUAGUAGUUUGUUAAAUUGAGGAUGUCGCGGGAGGAAAAUGUUUACAUGGCCAAGUUGGCCGAACAGGCAGAACGAUAUGAGGAAAUGGUUGAGUUCAUGGAGAAAGUUGCAAAGACAGUGGAUGUCGAGGAGAUGACCGUUGAGGAGAGGAAUCUCCUCUCUGUUGCUUACAAGAAUGUCAUUGGGGCUCGAAGGGCCUCAUGGAGGAUUAUUUCUUCCAUUGAGCAGAAGGAAGAGAGUCGAGGAAAUGAGGACCAUGUCGCAAUUAUCAAGGAUUACCGUAGCAAAAUUGAGACUGAACUGAGCAAGAUCUGUGAUGGGAUUUUGAGCCUACUUGAGUCUCAUCUCAUCCCAUCAGCCUCAUCUGCUGAGUCCAAGGUGUUUUAUCUCAAAAUGAAAGGUGAUUACCACAGGUACCUUGCUGAGUUUAAGACUGGAGCUGAAAGGAAAGAAGCAGCUGAGAGCACACUGUUAGCCUACAAGUCUGCUCAGGAUAUUGCUCUUGCUGAAUUGGCUCCUACUCAUCCAAUUAGGCUCGGUCUUGCUCUUAACUUCUCAGUGUUUUAUUAUGAGAUCCUUAAUUCGCCAGACCGUGCUUGCAAUUUGGCAAAGCAGGCUUUUGACGAAGCAAUUUCUGAGCUCGACACAUUGGGUGAAGAAUCAUACAAGGAUAGCACCUUGAUCAUGCAACUCCUCCGAGACAACUUGACCCUUUGGACUUCUGAUAUUGGGGAUGAAGCUGGCGAUGAGAUUAAGGAAGCAUCGAAACGUGAAUCAGGGGAGGGCGGACAGUAGUUUGGGUUGUUAGUUGAUACUUGAUAGGUGUUGUACUCUGUACUCUUUUCAUUGUUCCCCUGUUCUUUAGUGUUGUUGUUGUUGUUGUUAGUAGUUCUGAAUGAAAUGUUCUUGAUUGAUAGCUUUGGCUUUUGAGUGCAAGAUCUGGAUGCACUUUUAGGGCCUUUGAAUACUCCUACACAAGUAAUGUGGUUUUAUUAUUCACGAGAAGAAAUUGGUGUUUGGUGUUCGAAUGUCAUGGAAUAUCAACUUUUUGGUAUAAACUCAUUGAUCCA
Messenger RNA from Cucurbita pepo subsp. pepo (vegetable marrow), 1700 nucleotides. NCBI's taxonomy places the organism in Eukaryota, Viridiplantae, Streptophyta, Magnoliopsida, Cucurbitales, Cucurbitaceae. The record is from RefSeq and is a predicted model, not a curated record.